This is a messenger RNA of Oldenlandia corymbosa var. corymbosa, 1660 nucleotides long. Lineage: Eukaryota; Viridiplantae; Streptophyta; Magnoliopsida; Gentianales; Rubiaceae. The record is from the annotation of a GenBank genome assembly.
AUGAGGUUUAUUAACAAUUUAAUGUAUGUCUCCACAAACUCGCCGCCAAACUCCAUUCUCCUAGACAAAGCAUCCCCAUUGGAUGCUGUGGAGUUGGCCACAUUUUCAAGACUUGCUGAUCAAAACUCACUGUCUACCAAACUCCAUACUUUUUGCAAACAAGCAAAUCUAUUUUGCUUCCCCGAAAAGCACAACAAAGAUGUGAAUUUCGCCGUGUAUGAACGCCAGAACUUCACCAAUUAUGGAAAUGACCCUCAGGGCGCAGUUGACUCUUUCAAGAACUAUACCGAUUACGAUGCCCUUCCCAUCGACAGUUUCCGCCGCUACAGCCGUGGCUCAUCCGGCCACGACGAUCAGUUCACCAAUUACGGCCUCUUCUCGAAUGAAGCCGACCAAACCUUGAGCUCCUAUGGCACAAAAGCCACCGGGGGAAUUGGAAUUUUCAGUAACUACAAUAAUAACACCAACAUCCCUGGCCUAACAUUCACUUCUUAUUCUGACAGCACCAAUGGCCGCACCCAAGAUUUCCAAUCAUAUUCCUCAGAAACAAUGUGGGCUAUCAGAGACAUCAACAACGUCGUCAGUUCAACCUUCAACAAUUACGGCGAAACCGGCAACGGAGCCAACGAUUAUUUCACUUCCUACGGAGGCUUUGGAAACUUCCCAACAACUACAUUCAAUACUUACGCCCGUGAUGGAGACGACAGUUUCCAAUUCUACGCACAAGGCUCCAACGCACAGGCUCUGGGUUUCACUAAUUACGGUCAGUCGUUCGACCAAGGGAGCGAGACACUCAAAGGAUAUGCAAAGAAUUCAACGGGUGGCACAACCAUAGAUUUCAAAACAUAUGGAAUCAACAAUACAUUCAAAGACUAUGCCAAAACAGGGAUCACAUUCUCCGACUACCGAAACGGCACCGGAAGCCCUUUGACUGCCAUGGCGACCAGCUCCACCAAGAAGAUAAACUGCCGGUGGGUAGAGCCGGGAAAAUUCUUCAGGGAGAAGAUGCUGAAAACAGGGACCGUGAUGCCAAUGCCUGACACUAGGGAUAAAAUGCCAAAAGGAUCAUUCCUGUCAAGAACAAUUCUCUCAAAAUUACCGUUUUCCACCUCCAAGAUUGAUGAAUUGAAGAAAAUAUUCUAUGCUGCUGAUGGUUCUAGCAUGACCAGGAUGAUGACUAAUACAUUGAACGAAUGCGAGAGAGCUCCCAGCCCGGGGGAAACGAAGCGGUGUGUCGGCAGCGCAGAAGACAUGGUUGACUUUGCAACCUCUGUUCUGGGCAAAAACGUUGCCGUCAGGACUACCGAAAACACUCAAGGAUCAGGUAAAGACAUCAUGAUUGGGACGGUGACCGGGAUCAACGGCGGGCGGGUGACGAAAUCAGUGUCUUGUCAUCAGAGUUUGUACCCGUACUUACUGUAUUACUGCCACUUUGUUCCCAAAGUCCGGGUUUACGAAGCAGAUAUACUUGACCCGAGUUCCAAGGCCAAGCUUAAUCAUGAAGUCGCCAUAUGUCACAUCGACACAUCAAGUUGGAGUCAAACUCAUGGAGCCUUCUUAGCUCUGGGCUCGGGUCCGGGUAAAACUGAGGUUUGCCACUGGAUUUUCCGGAAUGACAUGACCUGGACGAUUUCCGAUUGAGUUUUUGUGUAUUUCAAUA